CCUUCAAGACUGAAAAAACAAAAACAAAAACAAACAUCAAAACAAAACAAAACAAAAACCAAAAAAACAGCGUUAAGUGCGUUUUCCACCCCGAGUUACGCAGAGGAGCAUUCUUCGUCGUGCUCCGAACCACCGCACAGCCAGCUCCAACACCGAGAUGACUCCAGUGUGAGAGCUCACCAGGAAGAGGACGAAGAUGACUCUCCUCGCGCCCAGCCCCGCACCCACCAGCGGGGGUGCGAGCCCCGCUGUCAGCCCCGCGCGCCAAUCAGGCAGCCUGCCUGCCUUCCUGUAGGUGUGUCCGGCUCACCUGGGAGCCGCGGUGCUGAUGACAUACCUGCAGCCCUGCGGGAAGUGCAGAGAUCUGAGUCUGCUGUAGCCCAGGGCAGGGGGGUCCCAGCCUGAGCGGUGCUGGGGGUAGCGUUGGCCCCGGCCCGGCCGCCGCAGAAAUCAGCAAGGGAAGUACUACUCCCUUGGAAGCUUGCAGCACUGCUGGGGAAGCCUGGAAUUCUGCAGUAGCUGAAAGAGAGCAUCAUGCCUUUCAUGCAUCAGUUGAAAUGAGCAUCAGCCCACUGGAUUCUGCAGAGGGAGCAGAGCUCAGCACACCUGCGGACUGUCUUUCUGCUCCAGGAGAAGCAGCAGAAAUGCCAGGCAGACCCUCAAAUCCUAUACAAAAAGUGCCAGCAGUACUGGAACAAGAGCAUGGUGAUGCAGAUCCUCAGAAGAGACUCUCAGAAUGGGAUGGAGAAAUGAUUUUAGAGGGUGGACUGGAUUGUUCAUUAAAACUUAAGCAAGGGGAACUGGCUGACCUGGAAAGCAACCAGGACUUUUCCUAUCUCAGCCCAAUCCAGGAUGGACCAGCUAAUGGCAGUGCCAUCCCACAGUCUGUGGACCUCAGCACUGAAUGUUCUCAUUCCCAUACAGAACUGGCUUUUCAUGUCUCAGAUCCUCAGGCCCAGUAUCAAAAAUCUCCUUUGGCUGAUAACAUUUCCUCUCAGAGAGAGGCACCUAAGUGCUUCUUGGUUUUUAAAACCAUUUCGGAGGGGCACUAUAAGGCUGAGCCAUCUCUGGAUAAGGUAGAAUCUUUGCAGGAGAUUGAUGCUAGUGCAGAGCAGAAGCAAAACAGCAAAAAGGUGGCACUGGCAAUUGAUGAACGGCCUGCCUUGGAGAUAACAGCAGAGGACAUGGCUAAACGUUGCACUUCUGAAGAUGGUAAGGAAAGCAGAAGAGUGCUCCAGAGUUGGGAAGAAAAUACAGAGUCUUGCUAUCAAUUGACUUCCACCUUAACAAAUGACAGCCAAAUAAGCUCACUACAAACAGGAGGAAACAUCUCAGCUUGUGAAAUAAGUAGUAGCAAGCUGUUCAAAGACCAGGAAUCAGUAAUGAUUCCUAAGGAAAACCCAUCCACUUCUGAAUGCAUUCAUAUUGAAGAUGAUUGCAGAAAAACAGACAGCAGACCUACCUCUUCAGUAUCAUGUGUUUUCUACAAAAAGGAUACUGCUAAAAAAGCUAAACGAAUGAAUACUUCACAACAUAAGGAAACAGCACAGAAGGAAGCAGUGGCUGAACUUCAGCAGGAACAAGAGAAGAAAGAGUGCAAAGACCAGAACAUGCAAGAAGAAGGAAAAUUUUUGAAGCUCAAAAAACAAGAAAAAAAGGAACAAAAUGAACAGGAACAGCAACGGCAGAGGGAAGAGCUCAGAUUGAAGACACUGUCAUCAGCUCUCCUUUCAGAGACACUUUAUAUGCCCAGGCAUAAAGUGGACUUCUGUAGUUUGGAAAAUGUCUUCUUGGCUGAGCAAACUGGAACAGCACUUCCUGGGGAGUGUGAUUUCAUGAGAGAGCAUCUUGGUGAGAGUGUGCUGCUCAAAGCUCAAGUCACAGCAGUGAGUUCUAGAUGUCAGACACCUUUUGCCAGCCCUUUCCCAUCAGAGAGCCUGAACCUAAUGGGUGAAGUUCCAGUGGUGCCUCUGCACGUGUGCCAUAUCUCUGACCUGGAAGAGCUGGAAGACACUGUCCGCUUUUCCAUGACCAGUCAAAAUAGUGUAGAAGUUGACAGGGAUGACAACAUAAAGCUGGAUGGGAAGGGUGAGCACAGUGGUGAACCUGGAAAGGCUGCCCAGAUAUUUGACAAAGGAGAAGCUCCACACUGUGGAGGAGUGGCAGCACCUUCUAGCAUAGAGGGCCAUGAGGCUUCUGUUCCAGUAUAUUCCUCCACUGGUACUGAGAAGAUGGACCCAACUGAUCCUGUGGAUCCUCAUCCCAUUGCAGAAAACUUACGAAAAGCUGAGUUUUGUGACUUUGUUUCAAAUUUACCCUUAGAGCUCACUUUUGUGGCUUCGAUGUCUGGCCCACAGCAAGAGGACAUUGGUGGAGGGGCCCUGGUGAACCCUAAGGACUGUCCUAGUUCCAGCUUGAAUAAGUUGUCAUACUCUAUAGAGAAGCAUGCUAACCAAGCUGUUUCUGUGUGCAUGCAGGAUUUGGCAUCAGCGGAAACUAUUGUUUUAACUGCUGAUCCAGAGGAGGGCAGUGGUUCCUAUGAACUGCUUGCUCCUGAGGAAGACAUUCAUGAAGACCUUAGUGUCUCAUCUUCUUUCUCUGUAGUAUAUACAAGCUCUCUUCCUGCAAAGAAGAGCCUUCCUGGGGACAGAGAAACACUGUUUUUUGUUACAGAGCCUCUGGAAUCAACUCAAACAUGGGUCAGGACUUCCACUACCUUGAACCAACCAGAAACAAUUCUUCAGUACCAAGAUCCACCAGAAGAAAGUGCCAUUAUGCAAGAAAAUGAAACUGGAACAAACGUGUUUCACAAAGCGCAACAGAUACCUUUAUUUGAUCAGUCUGACUGGAAUCCUGGAUCUAGAAUCUCAAGCAUCCUGAGCACCCUAACUUGGCCCCCUGAAGGAGAUACGGUCCUUGCUGUAAACCAGGGAGGACGACCUCUGUCUCCUAAGCCUAACACAAGCCUAACUCUCAUGUCUGAGCCUGAUGCCAAACACCUUCCUUCCCAUGUCCCAAGCCCUGUUCAAGCUCAGGCCCCUGCACCUAAUGCCAAUCACUGUGUCCAGGCUCUAGCUCAUGAGAGUCAUGAGACACUGACUCCUGUACCCAACUCCAAGCCACAUCUGAACUGUAAUAUGGACAAUCAUGACUUACUAGCCCUUACUAUAAGCCAUCCUUUAUGGACUGCUGCUAUUGUGUCUGAUGCUAACACUGCCAACUUUUCUCCUGAUAAAAGUCUUACAGACGAAGUUGUCCUUGUUCCAGCAACUAAAGAGCACAAUUUCUGUGACUUGAGUACCCGAGAUACAGAGACUUCUAAUGACUCAGGGGUCAGUUUGUUGGCCAAAGGCUUUUCUGCUGCUGGAAAUGAGGCAUUGGCCAGCUGUUCUGACACCAGCACUGAAACAAUGAUUCAGCACGAGGGUAUACAGUGUGAAAAAUCCUCACCUGACUACCUUUCUUGGUCCUCAUUGGAAGAUUUGGGAACAUUCACAGACUCAGAGAGCAGAGACUCUGUACAGUCCCUUCCAAUGCUAGCAUUCACCAAUCCAAUUCACUUUCUCCAGCUAAGCCCUCCAUCACCACCAACUGCUCAAACAGUCUGCCAAGAAGAUGAGGUAUCAGGAGAGCUGCAGUGGGUGCAGCGAACAGACCUCUUUGAUAUGGACACAAGGAACAUCCAAGCUUCAACAAUUACAGGGAAAGCAAAAAGUGAGGGAAGAGUAAAACAAAGGCUAGAAGGACAAGAAAAAUACCGUUUGGUAUCUCAAUCAAAAGAAGUACCAAAACAUUUACCUUUGGAAAAAUCAUCAAGCUGGCCAGACAAAAAAACAAUUGGGGUAGUUGCAAAAGAGCCAAAAGCCAGUCAAGAAAGUCUGAGUAAGUGCAGAGUGAAAAGCAAGGACUGGCACCGGCAGGGCCUAAAAAGGAUAUCUGUACCACCAGACAUCUUUCAGGAAGUCUGUCCUGUUCAUUCAGAGGAAGAAGUACACAAGGUGCACAGGGAACCACCAGUCAAUUCAGAAACAGUUAUAUUGCGAGAAAAGAAACCUGCAGAUACAAUGGGGACCUUCAAACGUCGGCACUCCAAACUCAUCAACUCCUCAAAGUUGCUGUAUCAGGAGUACAGUGAUGUGGUUCUGAACAAGGCCAUUCAAAGCCAGAAGAGAGUGGAUUCUUUUACAGAGGAUACAGAAUCGAGUUUGCCAAGCUCCCCGAGGCUACGAAGGAAAGUGUUGUCUCCCCAGGACUCAUAUUUGCAACGUCUGUCAGUGUCAUCAAACGCAUCCCUCUGGCAGGAUAUCCCCAUGAUCCGGGGCAGCAGAAUAUUACUCAAUAUGUCCCGUGAUGAGCAGAAGCUGCAAGAGGCCAAAUUUGAGUUGAUAAUGUCUGAGGCUUCCUAUCUGCGCAGUUUAAAUGUGGCAGUGGAUCACUUCCAGCGAUCAACAGAACUCCAGGCAAUUCUCAGCAAUCAGGAGCGUCAGUGGCUUUUCUCACGCCUUCAGGAUGUACGUGAUGUCAGUGCCAGUUUCCUUUUUGACUUGGAAGAGAAGUUUGAAGAGGACAUGUUCACCUUCCAUGUAUGUGAUGUGGCUCUGAAACAUGCUCCUGAGUUCCAUAGGGUCUAUCUACCAUAUGUAACAAACCAGACAUACCAGGAGCAAACCUUCCAGCGGUUACUGAGUGGAAAUGCAGGAUUUCAACAAGUCCUGGAAAGAUUGGAAAGUGAUCCAGUAUGCCAGCGCCUCUCACUUAAAUCCUUCCUCAUCCUCCCUUUCCAGCGCAUCACUCGACUUAAACUCCUCCUGCAGAAUAUCCUGAAGAGAACUCGGCCUGGGUCUGAGGAGGAAGUGCAAGCAACACAGGCCUAUGAUGCACUUGAAAAGCUCAUCAAGGACUGCAAUGAAAACGUUCAACGCAUGAAAAGCACUGAAGAGUUGAUUUACCUCAGCCAGAAGAUUGAGUUUGAGUGCAAGAUAUUCCCACUCGUUUCACAGUCAAGGCGACUUGUGAAGUGUGGUGAAUUAACAGCGCUGGACUUCAAUACUCCAAGUCCAAAAUGGAAAGUCACCACGCGUCCUAUCUACCUACAUCUCUUCAAUGACUGUCUGCUCCUAUCUCGGCCAAAGGAGGGUGGACGUUUUGUUGUGUUUGAUCAUGCUGCUUUCUCAGAUGUGCGUGGGGAAAAGUGUGAGAUGAAACUGCAUGGAACAAACAAAAAUGUUUUCCGUCUGUUUCUACUUCAGAAUUGCCAGGGAAAGAGAGUGGAGUUUCUAUUUCGCACAGAGACACACAGUGAGAAACUGAGGUGGAUCUCUGCUUUGGUUCCUCCACAAGGGGAAUUGGACCUCCUGGAAUGUCCUGAUGCACCACAGGUUCAAUGCAUAAGGAUGUACAAAGCUCGGGAAAAUGAUGAGCUAGCUUUGGAGAAAGCAGAUAUCAUCAUGGUUAUGCAAUACAGCAAUGAUGGAUGGAUGGAAGGAGUGAGACUUUCAGACAGGGAGAGGGGAUGGUUCCCCUCAGAACAUGUGGAGCUCAUCUCCAGCAAACAUGCACGGCAAAAGAACCUGAAAGAAGAACAACGUGUGAAGAAUGCCAAGCAGCAAGUCUUCUGCAGGAAAUAAUUCUACCUUGCUUGAACCUGUGCAGUCUCUCUGCUACAGAGAAACCAUCUUUUUUCUAUUGUUCCUCGGAAUAAGCACCGCUGCAAAGAGUGUAUUACAGAUGAAUCUUUUGCCAAAGAAAGUGGGAAUUCAACCGGGAAAAUAUAUUCACUUCCUUCCUGUCACCAGAAUCACAGCAGCAGAAGGGAAAAAUGUUGCAUGUAUUGCUUGCUUUGUGUUAGUAGGGAGUGACUUUAAUCGUACAGAGCAAUGGAAUCUGGAUUCCUGGAAAUGUAUUCUGAUUUUACCACUGGCAAGUUACUUCAGAAUUCUGCCUUAGUUUUCCUAUCUGUGAAAUGGGUUUAUACUUACCUACCUCACUGGAUGUUGUGAGGCUAAAUUGAUUAUUAUUAGCCUACUGAGAGCUUUGAGUUUCUGAGAAAGAAGGCGCUAAGCACAAAGCACAACAUAAGAUGAGGAAAAUUUUCCAUUUGAAUAUCCUCUUCAUGUCUUGAGAGUAUUGAUCUCCUUUCUAUAAUUUCUACUUGGAACAAUGGAUCUAUUUGAUCGUACACAUCUACUGUUGUUUUCUUUUCUUUUUAAAAGGUACAGAUACAAUGAAGCACUAAGUCUUAGCAUGCUAUAAAGAAUCCUCAGUAACAUUAGAAUACACACUUGAGUUUUAGAAAGUUUUUGGAAGUCACUGUUAUGAUUUUCUGCACCUUAAGAAGUAUAAAACUGAAUUACAGAAUUGUAGGAGCUGGAAGGAACCUCCAGAGAUCGAGUACAACUCCCCUGCAAAGCAGGUCCCCUACUGCCAGCUACACAGAUAGGUGUCCAGGGAGGUCUUGAAUAUCUCCAGAGAAGGAGAUUUCACAACCUUCCUGGACAGCUUGUUCCAGUGCUCCAUCACCCUUACCAUGAAGAAGGUCCUUUGCAUGCUAGUACAGAACUUCCUAUGCGCAAGUUUAUGGCUGUUUCCCCUUGUCCUGUCCCUACUGACUGCUGAAGAACCUGUUUCACAGCAGUCCCCCUCUUUCCUGAAUCAGAGUUCCACUAAGCCAUCUGAAAUGGCCCUGUUUUCUACUCUACCUCCCACUCAAAGUAGAACAGUUACUUUUUAUAAAGAUCUGACAUGUAGGUACAUGCCCUGUACAAAAUAACCAUGUCUAGACAUUUGGAAUGAAGUUGCAUUUUCCUGCUGUCCUAACUAUUACAGCUGAUAUGAUACUGCAUGCACCAUUUUGCACACUUGUGGUAGACGCUGAGAUAUUUUGCCACUGUAGAUAAAGUCAAAAUAUGUGCCAGGGACUCUGUUGUAUUUGUAGAACUCUCCAGUUGUAAGUCCAGUUUACAUGUAGUCCUGCUUUUGUGCAGAACCUGUCUGAGCACAUGCCUUCAACUGUAAAAUAUUGUUGCUGCUGCAUUUAGUUAUGUUAAUACAACAUCAAGUAUAUGAAUCAAUACACCAAAGAAAACUCUGUAUCUUUCUUGCAUUUAAUAUAUUUUAAGAAUUAUCUUCAUAUUUCCAGCUUUCCUUUUGUAUAACAUUCUGCCUUUACAGAAUCACAGAAUGGCCAGGAUUGGAAGGGACCUCAAGGAUCGUGAAUCUCCAUGCCCGCUGCCACAGGCAGGGCCACCAACCUCCUCAUUUAAUACUAGACCAGGACCCCAUCCAACCUGGCCUUGAACACCUCCAGGGAUGGGGCAUCCACAACCUCUCUGGGCUUGCAGCACCUCAUCACUCAUAGUAAAGAACUUGCCCCUGACAUCCAACCUAAAUCUUCCCUCUCUCAACUUAAAACCAUUUCCCCUUGUCCUGGUGUUAUCUACCCUUUAAAAGAGUUGACUCCCCUCGUAUUUGUAGGCUCCCUUUAGGUAUUGAAAGGCUGCAAUGAGGUCACCCUGCAGCCUUCUUUUCUCCAGGCUGAACAAGCCCAGCUCCCUCAGCCUGUGCUCGUAGGGGAGGUGCUCUAGUCCCCUGAUCAGUUUUGUGGCUCUCCUCUGGACCCUCUCUAACAGUUCUUUCUGGUACUGGGGGCUCCACACUUGGACACAGUAGUCCAGAUGGGGCCUCGCAAGGGUGGAGUAGAGAGGAACAGUCAAUUCCCUGUUUCUGUUGGCCAACCCUCUUCUGAUGGAGCCCAGGAUACCAUUUGCUUUCUGAGCUGCAAGAGCACGCUGCUGGCUCAUGUUAAGUUUUUCAUCCAUCAGGACCCCCGGGUCCUCUUCUGCAGGGCUGCUGUCUGGAAGGACUGCUCCUUCCAGUCUGUAUGGAUGCCUGGGAUUCCUCAGUCCCAAGUGCAAAACUGCACUUUGCUGUGUUGAACCUCAUUAGGUUCACCUGGGCCCAUCUUUUGUGUCUGUUGAGGUCUCUCUGAAUGACAUCCCUUCCUUCCUUCCGCUGUGUCAACCACACCACUCAGCACUUGCUGAGGAUGUACUCAAUUACGUCGUUGAUAAAGAUGUUAAAGAGCACUGGUCCCAAGACAGCCCCUGCGGGUGCCGCUUGUUACCGGCCUCCACCUGGACAUAAAACCAUUAAUCACCACCCUCUGUCUGUGGCCUUUCAACCAAUUUUUUUAUCCAUUGAGUGGUCCACCCAUCAAAUCCACAUUCCUCCAAUUUGGAGAUAAGGAUGUGGUGGGGAACCAUGUCAAAGGCCUUGCUCAAGUCCAGGUAAGUGACAUAGGUCAUAUUUCCUUUGUCCAUCACUCCAUCACUGCAUCAUAGAAGGCCACAGAUUGAUUAAGCAUGACUUUCCUCUGGUGAAGCUGUGCUGGCUGUCUCGGAUCACACGCUCAUUCCUCAUGUGAUCCAGCAUGCCAUCCAGGAGGAUCUGUUCCAUGAUCUUCCCAGGUACAGAGGUGAGACUCACCCACCUGUAGUUCCCAGGGUCCUCCUUGCUCCCUUUCUUAUAAACGGGAGUGACAUGACCCUUCCUCCAGUCAUCCGGGAUCUCACCUGACAGCCAUGAUUUUUCAAAUAUGUUGGAGAGCAGCUCAGCAACAACCUCAGCCAGCUCCUUCAGAACCCUGGGUUGCACGCCCCAUAGACUUGCAUACAUUCAGUCUCAUGAGGUGGUCUUGGACUUGCUCUGCCCUUACAGUGCCCUCCAUGGGGAUUUACCAUCCUGAUCCCCACCUAGAGGUUUAGGGAUGCAGGGCUCAGGGAUGUGAGAAAUACUGGAAUCCUGGCCACCAGUGAAGACCAAGGCAAAGAACUCAUUCAGUACCUCAGCCUUCUCUUCUUCCGUUGAAGCCAGUUCUCCUUUUACAUUUACCAAAGGAGGUAUACUUGCUUUGGCCUGUCUCUUCUGGCCAAUGUACCUGUGGAAUGUCUUCCUAUUGUUUUUCACAUCCCUCUCCAAGUUCAGUUCUGCCUGCACCUUGGCUUUCCUAAUCCCACCUCUGCAAGUCUGGACGGCAUCCCUCUAUUCUUCCCAAGUGACACGCCCUUGUUUCCAGAGCUUGUACACACCUUUCUUUGCCUUCAGCACGCCCAGCAGGUCCUUUGCCAAGCCAUGCCAGUUUCCUACCUCCUCAGCCCGCUUCCUUAUUCAGAGGGACGGAGAGCUCUUGUGCUCUCAGGAAGGCAUCCUGGAUUCUUUAUCCUUUAAUUGCCAUGUACACUGUGGUAUAGCUUAUUUUAGCCUAUUUACGUCAGUAAUUGUAGCUGGAUUUAAAUAAAUAAAUGAAUAAAUAAAUAAAGUUUUCAUCCUAGUAAAUUCAUGCACUUCUCCCAUUAAAAUAAAAUAUAAAAAAAAGUCUGCUUCCCUGAUUUUAGAUUUUCAUAUUAAAUGAGAGUAGCUGACUAUUUUCUGAAUAUUUUCAGAAAUAUAUUCAGUAUUUUAGUUUCUUUUUUCCAUAAACACUCCUUUCUAAGUUAAGUACAAAUUGCUAUACUUAGCAAAGUUAGUUAAGAAAACUUGCUUCACUAGCCAUGGUAAUGAUUUCAAGAGACUUGCGGUGUAAGUUUGUGAAUGUUCUGGAAUAGUUGCUGCUGCAGGUUUCCUAGUGGUAUUAGUCAUCAGUAUAUAAGGUUAAGCUAAAAGAAUGAAAUAGAAUGAAAGAUAGAAUGAAAAAGAAUGAAAUCUCUUCACCUAGAGAAGAUGGGAUUUGGACCUACUAGUAAUGUGGAAUUUUUGAGCCCCUCACUAAGAGGAAGAUACUGAGUUACAAGAAUGCUUGGAAAGAAGAGCAACAGAGCUGCUGAAGGGACUACAAAACUAGACAUGCAAGGUUACGGAACAGGGCUGUUUAGUAUGGAGAAAAGGAGAGUAGAGAGUAGAUCUCUGCAACUACCUGAAAGGAGGUUGCAGCAAGGUGGAUGCUGGCCUUUUCUCAAGUGACAACUGAUGGGGUGCAAGGAAAUGGCCUCAAGUUGUGCCAGAAGAAAGUUAGACUGGAUAUCAGGAAGUUUCUUCACAGAAAGAAUAGCAACACAUUAGAACAAGCUAUCUGAUGGAAGUGGUGGAGUCACGGUUCCUGGAGGUAUCUAAGUGAUGUGUGGAUGAGAUACUUAGGGAUGUGGUUUACUGGUGGAUUUGUAGGGUUAAAUUGAUGGUUGGACUUCAUGAUCUUAAGGUUUUUUCCAACCUGAAAGUUUCUAGGUUUGUCUUUUUAAUUUACGAUCCAGACUACAGUAUGCAUACUUUUCUUGCCUAGAAGAACUGAACCUGAUACAUAGCUCAGAGCAGAAGUAAAGCCCUAUCUCAAACUACACAGUGACAUAAGAAAAGUUAUAAGCUUCACCAAGAUCCACAGAUGUUUAAAGAUCCAAAAUACCUACUCAUUCAAGUCUUAUGAAGUGUAAAGCGAUCACAAUCACUGAUGUUUCAAUCGUGUCUGUGUAAGGUCAUCUUUUACAAGCAGUCCCAGGUGUAUCGUAUUUUAUCAGCUUAUUGCCAAUUUCAGUUAGAAGUCAUCUUGUUAACAGUGUGUAAACCAAGAAUUCUUUACUCUUUCAACUUCUGCUCUCAAGAACAAGUGGGCGUAUUAUUUGUUAGUCUUCCAAGGUGAUUUUUAAGUUAAACUGUGGAGACACUAUUGUUGUGAGGGAUAGAAUGCUUAUACUGUUUAACUAUUUGUAUCAAAGGUUAACUUCUCCCUUUUAAAAUACACACAUCCUGUUGUCAUGAUUUUGUUUAGGAAUAUUUAAUAAUCUACUUAUGCUUUUAAGUGAUUGUAUCCUGUUUUACUUUGCUUACAUUUCAGGUAGUUCUCAGCUUCUCACUGUCUCUAAACUAGUUAGCUGCAGCACCAUCCUACCUCCAAAAUCCAUAAAAAAUCUCCACUGACUUGCUUCAUGCUUUUUGAGACUAACUUUGUAAAAGCUAAGGACUUGUUAAUUAAGCUACUGCAAUUCUUCUCAACAGCUCUUAGCACCUUCAACUGUACAUUCAGUUGAUCAGAAUCAAGUUGACAAUCUUCUGAAUCCUAUUAAUCUUAAUUGUAAGUCAGAAUCUCUCCCUUACAUUAUCUAAGAGGGCCAGCCUGCCUUCCCAGAAAAUUGAUAUUAAACAGGCAUAGGUUAGAGCUUAUCUGCUCCUUCUCUACACUCUGCUUAUAAGCCAAAGAAGGUCCACUGAACAAGAACACUGAAUGAGAAAUGACCUUUAAACAUAUGUCAGCAAGACCUGGGACUCAAACACCAGUGCUGUUUAUAUCUGGUCUCCUGUGUAAUUAGCUUGAGGCAUCUAUUUGACAUCACAGAGGCUACAGAAAGGAGUAGCCGUGUGCAUAAACAAGAACCUUAUAGCCAUAUGUAGAGCCCAUCUGAAGAGCCAUAAAAUACGUAGUUUUAAAACACAUCCCUUCCACAGAAUCACAACACACAUCCUAGUAAAAUCUAUUAUUUGAACAAGAAUCUGCUAAUGUUUUACACUAUAAACCAGUAUGUUUAUUGCUGAAGCCUGAGAAAGAAAAAAAAAUUCUGUUUCUAAAUGUGAAUGGUUCUAUUUCUAAAUGUGAAUAAUCUUAAGAGGUAACCCUUCUUGCCUCCUUGUCAUGGCUCCAAGUGCACCAACAGGCUUCUAUUACCCUGAAUGGUUUCCUACACCAAUUAAUUUAUUCCUUAUUGUCUCUGGAAGUAUAUUUGAGCUUAAGCAUAGGGACAUAGGAACCACAUUCCUAUGUAGGCUUGUAGGCCUGUGCCUACAGAGACAGGAAUACCUGCCUCUCACUGCAAUUCCUUCUACUUGUGACUGCAGCCUCCAGACAGACCAGGGCCUGUU
This is a messenger RNA of Lagopus muta (rock ptarmigan), 11841 nucleotides long. RefSeq names its product Rho guanine nucleotide exchange factor 5 (gene ARHGEF5). The transcript has 15 exons. NCBI's taxonomy places the organism in Eukaryota, Metazoa, Chordata, Aves, Galliformes, Phasianidae. Gene Ontology annotation, cellular component: nucleus; cytoplasm. Gene Ontology annotation, molecular function: protein binding; guanyl-nucleotide exchange factor activity. Gene Ontology annotation, biological process: activation of GTPase activity; intracellular signal transduction. The coding region runs from base 558 to 5627 and encodes 1689 amino acids. The record is from RefSeq and is a predicted model, not a curated record.